AUGGCGGGGUACCCCAUCACAGAACGGACGCCGCUCAAACAUGCGGAUCUGGACGAGGAGCCAAGGGCUGCGGAUGGCUUCACCGAAUUAUGGGUCUUUCCUUUCAUUUUGCACGCAUCAGAUGAAGGCCAUGUCUUUGAUUCAUCUCCUGAAAAUCGCCGACAGUUGGGUGUCUUCAGUGCCACCUUGCUCAUCUUCAACCGCGUCAUUGGAACCGGUAUUUUCGCAACGCCGGGGACCAUUCUGGCGUUGACGGGCAGUGUUGGUCUAUCACUCUUGAUGUGGGGGAUUGGCACCGUGGUGGCCAUUGCCGGAACAGCAGUCUAUCUUGAAUGGGGCACGGCGAUUCCCAAAAAUGGUGGCGAAAAGAAUUAUCUGGAAUAUGUCUACCGAAAGCCCAAGUUUCUGGUGACGGCCAUGUUUGCCGCGUACGCCUUUCUGCUCGGCUGGUCGGCAAGCAACAGUGUGGUCUUUGGACAGUAUAUCCUCAAUGCUGUUGAAGUGGAGGUCGAUCGAUGGAAUCAGCGAUGUAUUGGACUGGCGUGUCUGACUGCUGCAUUUCUGAUCCACUCAAUUGCACUCAAAUGGGGCAUUCGGCUUCAGAAUCUGCUCGGCAUCAUCAAGUUGUUCAUCGUCCUGUUUAUCAUUGUGUCGGGCUGGGCGGCUCUGAGGGGACAUACCAGAUCAGAGACUCCAGAUAACUUCCGUAAUGUCUUCAGUGGCACACAAGGGAGUGGAUACAGUAUGGUGAUGGCGCUGUAUAAUGUCAUUUGGUCAUUCACUGGAUACUCGAACGCCAAUUAUGCUUUGAGCGAGACCAAGAACCCUGUUCGCACGUUGAAGAUUGCUGCACCCCUUGCCAUUGGCUGCGUCGGUGUCAUGUACAUGCUCGUCAAUAUUGCCUACUUUGCUGCUGUGUCCAAACAAGACAUGCUGGAGUCGGGCACCGUCGUUGCGGCCGUGUUCUUUGGCAACAUGUUUGGCAAGCAAGCGGAGAGGGUCAUGUCGGUUUUUGUGGCCCUGUCUGCGUUUGGGAAUGUCUUGUCGGUCCUCUUUUCGCAGGGUCGAAUCGUCCAGGAGCUCGGUCGAGAAGGCGUAUUGCCCUGUUCAAAAUUCUUCGCCAGUAAUUGGCCGUUCCAUUCGCCCGCUGCUGGUCUUCUGGAGCACUACGUUGUAUCCGCAGUGAUUCUGCUUGCGCCUCCUCCCGGUGAUGCAUAUAACUUCCUGCUCAACUUGAUCUCGUACCCUCUGGCGAUUGUCAAUGUUUUCGUCGCCUUGGGCCUCAUCCACAUCUAUCUCAAUCAAAGCGUCAAGUUCCCCGACUGGAGUCCCGGAAUUCGCGCGACCCUCCCGGUGACCACCUUCUUCCUCGUGUCGAACAUUUACUUGGUGAUUGCGCCCUACAUGCCCCCAGAUGAGGGUCAGAAUGUAUACGAGCACCUUCCGUACUACUUGCAUUGCGUUGUGGCUCUGGCGUUGUUUGCCUUGGGAGCGCUCUACUACGUCGUGUGGGCAGUUUUUCUCCCUCGAUGGGGCGGGUAUGUGCUGGUCAAGGAAUCUGUCGUGGAUGCUGACGGCUGGUCCCGAAGCGUGUUUACACGAUUGCCAUAUUCUUCAGCAGCGAAUUCAUAG
This is a messenger RNA of Penicillium oxalicum, 1632 nucleotides long. RefSeq names its product high affinity methionine permease. Gene Ontology annotation, molecular function: L-amino acid transmembrane transporter activity. Gene Ontology annotation, biological process: amino acid transmembrane transport. The record is from RefSeq and is a predicted model, not a curated record. Gene Ontology annotation, cellular component: membrane. The transcript is spliced from 6 exons. NCBI's taxonomy places the organism in Eukaryota, Fungi, Ascomycota, Eurotiomycetes, Eurotiales, Aspergillaceae. The coding region runs from base 1 to 1632 and encodes 543 amino acids.